CCCAAGGAUUGGGGACUGAGUACGAAGAUGAAGUCUGGCAUCGAAAGCCAACUGACUGGAUUUAAAAUACAUAACGGCAUCUUAUUCAUCACACGUUCAUCUUCGACUUCGUAGUUGGUCGCGCCUCAACAGAUUUCAACAUUUCUAGAUCUUUUCCUCAACUAAACAAUGUGGCGCUGACAACGAGACCGAUACAUGUCACAGUUUGUCUUCCGUAACGCAACAGAGAUUCAUUGACAUGCAAAUUUGAGGCAAAGUUGUCGCUGUGGCUUUGUUCGACUUUGCAUUGUCCUAAUUUGAAUAUGACAAGACGCACGCGACUUUGAAACGACAUUUUCGAACGACAAACACCUUACGACUGCCUCUAUGGUCUGUCCAUAUCGAUGGCCCGCCUGAACAGAGAAGAUCGAAAUUUAACGGGUUCACUACCUGAUUUAAAAGCUUCAGUAAAGGCCACAGAGCACCAAACCAAAGUUGUCGACAGAAAGAUAUUCGUUGUUGAAACCCAUUUCCCGAAACUCGCAGCUAUGCUUCAACGAUACGCAGUGGGAACAGCGAAAUUACGCGACAAAGGAGACGAGCUUUCAAAAACAAUAACGGCUUAUGCUGAAGAAGAAUCGCCGUCAAUGAAACAAGGGUUAAUGACUUUGUCCGAAUGUCUAUCGGCCAUUCAAGAUCAACGAGACGCUGAAGUCAGUCGACUAGAAGGGAAACUAGUUCAAGGUUUCAGCGUGUACGACACAAAAUGCAAGCAAGCGAGGAAUGACGUCAGGGUCAGUUCUUCGCUCUGCACGAGAGAGGUGAAAUCAUUUGAGAGCCUCGAAAAAGCCCAGAUGAAAUCCACAGACCGAACAAGAAUUGCGAGAGCACAGGCAGAAUUUCAGAAGGCGUCUGGCGAAGCGAAUCGUUCCCUGCGGGUUCUACGCGAACAAAUGAACGAGUUCGAAAGCCAAAAAAUGCGAGAUGUUAAACAGAUUUUAUCGGAGUUCGUGGUUGGUGAAAUGGAGCUCUUAGCCCGGUCUAUGGAGUUGUAUACCCGCGCUUAUCAAGGCUUGAUGAAUAUAAGUGAAGAUGAUGAUUUAGGAGAGUUUAACAAAUCCAUGACUUUCAAACCACCCCAAUGGGGGUCGGCUCCAACUUUGUCCAACGUUGGACGAUACAAUAAUGCAAAUGCUAUGGAUAACAUGCUGGAAGAGGUCGAAGAUGAAAGCGACGACUUAAAUCGUACAAUGUAAAUACAAGUUAUUAACAGAAAAAGCAUUAGGAAACAUUAUUUAUCUUAAAAUUAAUGCAUGUAUAAAUGCGCAUAAAUUAAAGUUAAGGUAUAAAGUUAGCUAAAGUUAUUCAAGAUUGGCGUCUCUAUAUUAAUUAAUUCAUAACAUAGGUUUUUAGUUAGCUAAAUAGAAGACAUGAGCCAAGUUCAUGAACAAUACUCUCUAUUUAUCUUACAAAAACUGUAAAUGGUAUAUUAUUAUUAGCCUUAUAAGAAAAGCAAAUAAAGAUCGCGUUAUAUUUACAUAAGGUAUAACUAUAUGAUAAAGUUGUAAUUUUUAAGAAUGAUUAGCUGUGCUAAGAUUAAGGGCAUAUUUGCUGUAUAAUAUAAUAAAAGAGCUAUACAAUGAAAAUGGAAAUAUAAUGAAUAUAUGAACUA
Messenger RNA from Orbicella faveolata, 1651 nucleotides. Its product is annotated as CBY1-interacting BAR domain-containing protein 1-like. Gene Ontology annotation, cellular component: ciliary transition zone; ciliary basal body. NCBI's taxonomy places the organism in Eukaryota, Metazoa, Cnidaria, Anthozoa, Scleractinia, Merulinidae. The record is from RefSeq and is a predicted model, not a curated record. Gene Ontology annotation, biological process: cilium assembly.